This is a messenger RNA of Lathyrus sativus (Indian pea), 255 nucleotides long. The record is from the annotation of a GenBank genome assembly. NCBI's taxonomy places the organism in Eukaryota, Viridiplantae, Streptophyta, Magnoliopsida, Fabales, Fabaceae.
AUGGCUAGACUGUGGUAUAAACUGAUGAGAUUGCAAGCUCCCCUAAGUAGACUGAGCAAACAGUUUUCAAACCUCCAGCAGACCAUUGUUCAAGCAAGGAAUGAUUUAUUACAAACCCAGGAAAGUCUCAUAAUGGACAUAAUGAAUACUGAGAUCACUGAGAAAGUUAAAACCUGUACUGAUGAAUUGAACCAUCUGCAAGAACUUCAGGACCAAAUGCUGAGACAGAGGAUAAAGAUUAAUUGGCUUAGAUAA